AUGGAGUCCGCACUGCAGCAGCCCCCGUCGCCGGAUGAUGUCGACGCUGCAGCGUCGCAAAGUAUCGCGACUCCAGACGGGCAACUCAAGCGGAAGAGGCAGCCCCGAAACAGUGCCUGCCAAGCAUGUGCUGCGCUCAAGGUAUGCACCAUCCACCGAGACUUCAUGCUGAUCACGAUGGACCAGGUGCCAUCGCAUGGAACGAGAAUGCAUCCCCGCCGUUCCCAAAGCACGAAAGCGCCGCACUGCCAGUAACGUCGGCGAGUCAGAGGGCAUUCCAUUGGGAGAGUUUGCAGGUCCUUCAGCUUCGCACUCAGGCCCACCGCCCAAGUUCGACCUACCUGCGGGGAAUCAUCCCGAAUAUCAGGCUGAUCGCAGCAACCUCCUAUCGCGGCAUGACCUUUCACACAACGACAGCAAAUCCUUCAUUGCACUAUUCGCGCGGGGCCUCGGAAACAGUGCUGCAUGUGAAGAGUUGCUCCGCGGCGUCGACUACAACUUUGUGCAUAAAGCCUUCACCAUCUAUGCACAGUUGACACCAUAUUUUCCAUUCGUCGAACUUCGGCCUGGGGCAGACAUUAUUCGCAUGGUCGCGAGUCGACCAGUCUUGACCCUUGCCAUUUGCACAGUAUCGUCUGGGGCACAUCUUGAGCUGCAGGAUCGUCUGACUCAGGCAUUUCGUUAUGCCUUGUCUUCCAAGGUUCUGUUAGGAGGGGAGCGGAGCAUGGACGUACUCACCGGUCUUCUUGUUUUUCUGGCAUGGUAUCACCAGUAUAGGUCUCAGCACCAGUUCUACCAACAGCUCUCACUUUUGGCGGGGAUAGCGGCAGACCUGGGGCUAUACAACAGAUCUUACCUGCCUCCAGAGGACCCAUCGAGCAACUUAGAGCGCGACCGGGCGUUUGUCGGUUGCUAUUAUCUCUGCGCCAAUCUGUCAGCUAUUGGUUUUGACAGGCCGAAUCCCAUGCGAUGGACGAAUCAUCUUCGAGCUUGUGCAGAGAGCGCUGCUGCGGCAGGCGGUAUGCCAUCCGACAGGGCUCUGGUAGCCGUCCUGGAGCUGUCUUGCGCCAUCGAUGAAAUGGAGGAUGGCCUCCGACAAGCCACUGAUGGUCGGGAUCCGAUAUCGCCACAGGUGAUAGAUGGCUACACAAGAGCAGCAAGUCAGCGACUCAAAGCUUUGAAGCGAGAGUUUCCAUCACUAGGUGGCACCCUAGGAUUCGCAGCAUCAAGCAUUCACAUUUAUCAGCGGCAACUGCGAGCUGGCCCUAGUCCGGAGUCAUCAAUGCUCAUACAAUGCGCUUGCAGCGUAAAGGAAUAUGUGGACGAACUCCUGGCCCGACCUCCUGCGACGCUGCAUCAGAUGUCGUCUGUUGACUGGGCAAGCAUGCUGGAAACAUUAGUUCUCAUGUCGCGCGUAUUCCGGCCGCUGCCAAGUGCUGGUGGGUGGGAGGCAGGUGCACUUACCUCGAUGCUGCAACGAGAUCUGGCUCUCGAAUCUGUUAUCGCACACAUGGAGAAUGCACCCCAAGCUGACCCAUUGGCGCCACGGCAUGAGUCUUUACUGCUCACCUUCCGUAACCUGUGCGAAGCGAUCAAACGCGGUUCUGCUGCUGGCGGGGGACCUGCAGGACAACGUGCACAGCUCAGCUAUUUCGGCAGCGGUGUACUGGAGCCAGCUUUCUGGGACAAUCUCGCCGGUGUGUCGUGA
Molecule: messenger RNA, 1708 nt
Organism: Cercospora beticola
Lineage: Eukaryota; Fungi; Ascomycota; Dothideomycetes; Mycosphaerellales; Mycosphaerellaceae
Source: RefSeq, a predicted model, not a curated record